UGGACAUGGAUGUCAUCAGAGACAGCCCUCAGCACUUUUGAUAAUAACUUCUCUUCGAAUCUUGAUGUGAAAAGCAAAAAUUCAGAAGUUCCUAAUCAAUCAGGAAUCCUCAGGAGCAGGCGAAGCUCACCUAGAACUAGGUAUACCUAUGAUGUGGCUGUUUUUAACAACAUUUCAUUUGAUUUGUGGAACUUUAAGUGGUAGUGGAUUCAUGGAUUUGGAAAAUAAAAUGAAUCCUGAAGUGUGGAUGAAUGCCAGUGAGAUCAUCAUGUACAAUGGCUAUCCUAGUGAAGAGUAUGAAGUCGUCACUGAAGAUGGGUACAUACUUACUGUCAACAGAAUUCCCUAUGGGAGAAGACAUACUAGGUCCACAGGCCCCCGGCCAGUUGUGUACCUGCAGCAUGCCCUGUUUGCAGACAAUACGUACUGGCUUGAGAAUUUUGCCAAUGGAAGCCUUGGGUUCCUCCUAGCAGAUGCAGGUUACGAUGUAUGGAUGGGAAACAGUCGGGGAAACACUUGGUCAAGAAGACACAGGACACUGUCGGUGAAUGAAGAGAAAUUCUGGGCCUUUAGUUUUGAUGAAAUGGCCAAAUAUGAUCUCACAGGAAUAAUAGAUUUCAUUGUAAAUAAAACCGGUCAGGAGAAGCUGUAUUUCAUUGGACAUUCGCUUGGCACUACAAUAGGGUUUGUAGCCUUUUCCACCAUUCCCGAACUGGCACAAAGAAUCAAAAUGAAUUUUGCCUUGGGCCCUGUGAUUUCAUUCAAAUAUCCCAUGAGCAUUUUUAGCAGUUUUUUUCUGCUUCCACAGUCCACAAUCAAGGCUAUAUUUGGUACCAAAGGUUUCCUUUUAGAAGACAAAAAUACAAAGAUAUUUGUUACCAAAGUCUGUAACCACAAAAUACUAUGGAUUAUAUGUAGUGAAUUUAUGUCCUUAUGGGCUGGAUUCAACAAGAAAAAUAUGAAUAUGAGUCGAAUGGAUGUGUAUAUGUCACAUGCUCCCACUGGAUCGUCAGUACAGAACAUUCUGCAUUUAAAACAGCUUUACCGAGCCGAUGAAUUCAGAGCAUAUGACUGGGGAAGCGAAGCUGAGAACAUGCAGCGCUACAAUCAGAGUCAGCCUCCAGUAUAUGACCUGACUGCUCUGAAGGUGCCCACUGCUGUUUGGGCUGGUGGACGAGACAUCCUUGUAACACCCCAGGAUGUGGCCAGGAUACUCCCUCAAAUUGGAAAUCUCUGUUACUUCCAAAUGUUGCCAGAUUGGAACCAUUUUGAUUUUGUCUGGGGCCUGGAUGCCCCUCAACGUUUGUACCAUAAGAUAAUAGCUUUAAUGAAGGACUAUCUCUAAAUGUAGAACAUCUACUCUUCGUUAAAAUUUCCUUUCAAGCCCACAAGAGGCUUUAGGGAAAGCACUAGUGAACAAUGAGAUUGACUCUAGCACCCUUCUUGCUAGUGCUAAGACAUUUUCUUUCCUCAGCAUCUCAACUAGAGAUUAUUUGAACACCGUUUCUCUUCUAUGAAACAUCUGCAUCUGAAAUCUGAGGAUCUUAUCCCCUCAGUCAGGGCCGGGGCCUGUUUUCAUCCAAGAUCUAGUAAUUACUUCUCUGUUAAAUGUACAAUUGAAAGAGCAGUUAGAAGAUUUUUCUCUCCUUGUUAUAUAUACAUAUGUGUGUAUACAUAUACAUGUUAUAUAUAUAUAUAUAUAUAUAUAUGAUCAAAUAAUACCCACUCCCUCCCUAUCCCAUUUUGCAAAGGAUUGACUGUCAGCAUAGGAAUGUUGGCCUAAAGAGAAACUCUUUGCCAAGGUGGCCAUUUAGGAAGUUUGUUUUGUGUGGCUGUGACCUGGUGGCAUACUUCAGACUACAACUAAGUCAGUAGUCAUUAAAGGAGUGAUCUAUAAACAAGCCAGGAAAUAAACUUUGACCCACCUCAACUCACCUGAGACAAAACAGUAGAAUGGGAAAAUAAUAAAAUUUAUGUUUUCCAGGAGAUUGUUGUACUGUUAUGGGUGAGGUGAACUGCUAAUUUACUAAAACUAUUCAUUUAUUUAUUCUAGACUCCAGACUUUGAAGCAAGGUUAAAUUGACAGUGCUGUUGUUUAAUAGUGUACUAGAGAUUACCAACAGAAAAUAAGUCUUAGCAUAUAAGGAAUGAUUUCCUUUGUUUUUUGCUCCAAAGGGAAACUAGACUGAUCGGUUGCCAUAUCUUCAUCAGCAAAGUAAAAUGUAUGCUACCGCAUUUGCACUCACAUAACAUUUAAAGCCGCUUCCAGAAGAUCUGAUUUAGAACAAGUGGAGGAAGUGCAAGGAAUGGCUGUACUUGAUCCUCUAAAAGAUGCCCGACAUUGAUUCUAAGACUCAGUGCAGAGUUCAAGAGUAACAUGAAAUUCUACUCUUGGUUCCUAUAUUCUUGGGCAGUGUGAACUUAGAAGAAUCCUUUACCUUCUAUGAAGAUGUAAUUAAUGAGAAAUCAUUAGUGAUCCCCAGGGAAUCAUAAAAAAAUACACAUAUGUAUCUUUGGUGGUUUAUUUUCACUUAAAUAGGUAAAUGUGAAUUAGCCCAAAUAUCGGCAUGUAGAACCAAGGUCUGCUGAUGUUGGGUGCCACGUGCACAUUCCUCAAUAAAUAGCCCAUAUUCGUCAUUCAUAA
Chinchilla lanigera (long-tailed chinchilla) is the source of this 2644-nucleotide messenger RNA. It is a transcript of the gene Lipn, whose product is annotated as lipase, family member N. Bases 149 to 1345 code for a protein of 398 amino acids. Lineage: Eukaryota; Metazoa; Chordata; Mammalia; Rodentia; Chinchillidae. The transcript is spliced from 11 exons. The record is from RefSeq and is a predicted model, not a curated record. Gene Ontology annotation, molecular function: hydrolase activity, acting on ester bonds.